GCGAGACGAGAGGAUGAAGUGUUGGAGUGAUUACUUGGAUUCUCUGGGGCCUAGCUAUAGAGGGGAGGAUAGUGAUGAGCUGCGUGCCAGUGUGUUUGUGUGUGCAGUGCGGGAUGGGGCAGCACAGCAGGAGCAGUAGGAGUAGGUUGGUCGUUGGUCUCGGCUUUCAAUGCGGAAAAUUCCACUGCAAUGCAAUGAACCAACAAAAAUGACAGCCGACGCGGCGGGGACGCAAGCGCGCGCACCACCACAGACACCAUCAAGCCAUUGUGCUGCCGCGCGCGCCUUCCUUUCCUUUCCUGCGCCGCAGCUAGCAGCAAGCUUGCUUCGCUUGCUUGACUAGCUAUAGGAACAAAUCUAAGAUGAGAGGGACGGCGCGCUCGGAGCUCGGAAGUAAGCUAAGGUAGAGAGCUAGCCAGCUGCGGAGAUGCGGGGUGCGGUGCUGCUGCUGCCGCUGGUGGCCGCCGUGUUGCUGCACGCGGCGGCUGCGGCCGGCGGAGGCAACGGGAGCUGCGAGCGGAGGUGCGGGAGCAUGGAGCUGCCGUACCCGUUCGGUUUCUCCGGCGGCUGCACGAUACAGCUCGUCUGCGACGUCGGCGUCGACGACGUCCGCGCCGCGUGGCUCGGCGGCGCGCCGGAGCUGGGCCUGCUCGUGCGCAACGUCACGCCGCGCGCGCUCAUCCUCAACCUGCAGCCCGACUGCUCUCGCUUGUUCAAUGCGUCCGUCGCGGUGCUCUUCUCCGACAGCUACGCGCCCGCCUGGGGGAACACGCUCGUCGUCAGCUCCUGCAGCAGCUCCGAGGCCGCCCUCAUAAAAAACUGCAGCAGCGAGCCGCCGGACCGCUACAUGAAGAGAAGCACGUCCCACUGCAGCGCCAACGAGUCCAUACGCUGCAUCCUGCCUCGUACUCCCAGCAACACCAGCGGCCACCAUUUUCUGAACAGAAGCGAGGUGCUCAGGUCAAACUGCACCGGGCUGGUGUCGGCGGUGAGCUAUUCGGACGCACAGGGGCCGUCACUGCUGCUCGGCGCGCUGGAGCUGGACUGGUGGGUACCGGGGCGUUGCCGCUGUGAUGCCAGAGCCAACUGCACCCAGUUCCCAGCGACAAAGACGCGGCCGGAGGCGUUCCAGUGCGAGUGCCCGGAGGGCCUCCAGGGCGACGGCUUCGUCGACGGCACCGGCUGCUGGGAAGGGAUGAGAAGGGGCGAACGGGGAAUGAGUGUUGCAGCCUUGGAGAUCUGGGAAGCUACAUCGACAAUUCGACAUCAAGCCAUAUGCCCAUAUUCAGCUGCUUUUGUUCCCUGUAUUGACUAUUUUUCUGCAAUUGUUUGGGGACAUGUCUUCUACUCCCUCCGUUCCUAAAUAUUUGUCUUUCUAGAGAUUUCAACAAAUGACUACAUACGGAGCAAAAUGAGUGAAUCUACACUCUAAAACAUGUCUAUAUACAUCCAUAUGCGGUAGUCCAUUUGAAAUCUUAAAAAGACAAAUAUUUAGGAACGGAGGGAGUAGAAAAUGUUUAUCAGUGAGAAAAGGAAGUGAAAAAACUAGAGAGAUGAACUGGUAUGAUCCCAGAAAAGUUCAAUUGACAACUUUUUUAGAACCAGUAGUUCUUCGAAGAAAUUAAAGUGUACAAAAGUAUAUUUGGCUUC
This is a messenger RNA of Triticum aestivum (bread wheat), 1650 nucleotides long. RefSeq names its product wall-associated receptor kinase-like 14. The coding region runs from base 428 to 1363 and encodes 311 amino acids. The record is from RefSeq and is a predicted model, not a curated record. The transcript has 2 exons. Lineage: Eukaryota; Viridiplantae; Streptophyta; Magnoliopsida; Poales; Poaceae.